This is a messenger RNA of Phragmites australis (common reed), 1116 nucleotides long. RefSeq lists its product as uncharacterized. Lineage: Eukaryota; Viridiplantae; Streptophyta; Magnoliopsida; Poales; Poaceae. The record is from RefSeq and is a predicted model, not a curated record. Bases 33 to 638 code for a protein of 201 amino acids. The transcript is spliced from 3 exons.
UUUUCACUUCUUUCCCCUUCCCCAAACCAAAAAUGUUGGCGGCUCGCCGUCUCUCCGCCUCCCCUCUCCUACGCCGCCGCCGCCUCUCCGCCCAGCCCCAGCCCACGACUCCACCUCCGGAGGCGGCCGAGUCGGGCGCGGCCGCGUGGGUCCGUCGCGGGGCUGCGCUCUCGCUGCUGGGGCUGACCGGCGCCGUCGCUGCCAGCGCCGUCAGCGACCUCUCUGUCUUCCUCUCCUGCUCCAGCCAGGCAAUAGAGAAGGCCACACAGAACCAGCAGAUAGUGGAUGCAAUUGGCAAGCCGAUCGUGCGGGGCCCCUGGUACAGCGCUUCCAUUGCUGUGAAUCACGCGAGGCAUUCUGUCUCCUGCACAUUCCCGGUGUCGGGUUCCCAAGGAAAUGGGCUUCUGAAGUUCAAGGCUGUGCGCCUGGGAGAUGAAUCUUGGUUUUCAUUUCUACAGCGCAGUGACUGGGAGAUACUUCUCAUGGAUGCUAUCCUUGAUAUUCCUACUGAAGAUGGGAAACACCGGACAAUGAGGGUAACAAUUCCAGACAACACCCCUGCUCCACCGCCAGUCGACUGCACGGCGUGCAAGUCCCAACCAACGCCAGCUCCAGCUCCAACACCUCCAGAGAAAUGAGUUCACUCGGGAAUGGUUUUUCGUCUGAAGUUGGCUACCCAUUGAUUCUUCUUUCCACACUCCUCGUCGAACCUAGGAAGAAAUAAGUUUUAUAUUUCGGACAAAUAAGGCUGCCAAUCUUAAGAAAUACAGCAAAAAUUCUUUCCUGGUCUUACAAUUGAGAUACAGCGUCUAGAUUAGGUUAGAUGAAUUUUUCAUCGGGCCGGCAAUACUCUGAACUCUGAAGGUCGGUCUAUUCAGUGUCAAAACAGCUAAGAUGAGCUACUAAAAAUACGUCAUUGACAGAAAACUUUUAGGCUCAUAUGAUACAAUAAUCUAUGGGGAGCUAAUUUGCAACUCAUGCUGAUUAGGAUACAUGUUAUGUUUUCGUUUGAGUUGUGCUUUCUUGGAGGGUCAUGCAUGCCUGGACAUAUGUAAAUCUGCCUGGAGGGCAUAUGCUCUAGGAUUUAUGUGAAAUAAUCGAAACCACUUUCCUUGA